Messenger RNA from Leptonychotes weddellii (Weddell seal), 1611 nucleotides. NCBI's taxonomy places the organism in Eukaryota, Metazoa, Chordata, Mammalia, Carnivora, Phocidae. The record is from RefSeq and is a predicted model, not a curated record.
AGUUCAGUGAAUCAGAACAAUGACUGCGCCGCCGGGUCCCCGGGAGCGCGUCGGAGGACUGUGAGCAGCCGCAGCCGGGAGAGCGGCGGGCGGCGCAGCCUCAGCCGCGCGGUGUCAACGCCGGGCUCGGGAGCUUCCAGCGCAGACCUUGCCUAGCGCCCACAGCUCGCGCGGAGCCGCCGGGCUCCAGCGUUGCAGCCGCUACUCGGGAGCUGUGCAUUGUUGUGAGCCGGAGAAGGUGCGGGGAUUACAAAGCCCGAAGACCCCGGAUCCCCCUUUAGCCAUGUGGAUACCUACGGAGCACGAGAAAUACGGCGUGGUUAUUGCCAGUUUUCGAGGAACUGUCCCGUAUGGCCUGUCAUUGGAAAUUGGAGAUACAGUUCAGAUCCUGGAAAAGUGUGAUGGCUGGUACAGAGGAUUUGCCUUAAAAAACCCAAAUGUCAAGGGUAUCUUUCCUUCCAGCUACAUUCACUUGAAAAAUGCCUGUGUGAAGAACAAAGGACAAUUUGAAAUGGUUAUUCCCACUGAAGACUCUGUUAUAACAGAAAUGACAUCAACAUUAAGAGACUGGGGAACCAUGUGGAAACAGCUCUAUGUGAGAAAUGAAGGCGAUCUCUUCCACCGACUGUGGCACAUCAUGAAUGAAAUCCUGGAUCUGCGGCGGCAGGUGCUGGUGGGCCAUCUGACCCACGACCGGAUGAAGGAUGUGAAGCGUCACAUUACUGCCCGCCUGGACUGGGGCAAUGAACAACUGGGACUGGACCUGGUGCCUAGGAAAGAGUAUGCAAUGGUAGAUCCAGAGGACAUCAGCAUUACGGAGCUCUACCGACUGAUGGAGCACCGACAUCGGAAGAAAGAUACCCCAGUUCAGGCCAGCAAUCACCACCUCUUUGUGCAGAUGAAGAGCCUCAUGUGUUCCAACCUGGGGGAGGAGCUUGAGGUCAUCUUCUCACUCUUUGACAGUAAAGAGAAUCGACCAAUCAGUGAAAGAUUUUUUUUGAGGCUGAAUAGAAACGGACUUCCCAAAGCCCCAGAUAAACCAGAACGACAUUGCUCUCUCUUUGUGGAUUUAGGUAGCAGUGAGCUAAGAAGGGACAUCUAUAUCACUGUGCACAUUAUCCGAAUUGGUCGAAUGGGAGCAGGAGAGAAAAAGAAUGCCUGUAGCGUCCAGUACCGGCGCCCCUUUGGCUGUGCAGUUCUUAGCAUUGCCGACCUGCUGACGGGAGAGACAAAAGAUGACCUCAUCCUGAAGGUGUACAUGUGUAACACAGAGAGUGAGUGGUACCAAAUCCAUGAGAACAUCAUCAAGAAACUGAAUGCACGUUACAAUUUGACGGGCUCCAACGCAGGUGAGUGUGUGGGGCUGGCUGACUCUCCCUCUACUUUUCAUUUCAGUCCUUUUAUUUUACAUAUCUGUGUAAGAAGGAGAUGAACUGCCCUUUGUUUUUCUCUGCAUUUGCUUCGUAACUUUAAGUAUGUGCAGCGAACAAUCUGGUACGUCUCCCUGUGUUACGACAGGCUUGUAGCUAUAACUCUCUUUAAAAAAUGUCUUCUGUUCCAGUUUGAAACAAGGCAGAGUAUCUGAAUUUGUUCAAUAAUACCAAGUCAUGA